UGUGUGUGUGUGUGUGUGUGUGUGAGAGAGAGAGAGAGUGAUGCUGGGAGGGGAGACUCGGGCCAAGGAGGCGCCCUGACCGGUGGCCUGCCUCUGGUGUGGUGCCCAGUGAGUACCCCUCAGGCCCUCUGCUCUGAGCGCCUGGCCAGGUGGGCUGCGUUUCCUCCUGUGGACCUGAGGACGCCAGGUCAUUGACUAGCUGGUGACACAGCAGGUAGAGGCUGGCAGCAGUGGACGCUGGGAGGUCAGUGCCAUACCGGGGGUGUCAUGGCCACUUUGCAACCAGGAAAGGGGUCAGGAGCCAGCAGGAGCGUGGACCUGGAGUGUGGACGGGGCAGCGUGGUGCCCCUGCAGUGCUCUCAUCCUGUAGCUGGUACAGGGUGGGCGCUGCUCUGAGGGGAGCCCGGGCUCCCCUCUGAGAACACUUCUCCAGGUACCCUGGGAUUCGAGAGACGCUCAGUAGAAGGACCAGGCGUGAAAAAAAUAAUUUACCCAGAAACGUACCUGGGUGACUGAGUCACACCCAGAAAUGCAAGUGAAAGCUGAAAUAACAGUUCCAGUUGGCGUGCGUCACACGGAGUAUUUGGACGUUGGGAAUGCCUGGUACUGGGCGGUCGGUGCUGAUGGGCAGACUGUGCCCCGGGGGCAGCGGCAGCAAGACUGGAGCCUGAAGAGGGUCUGCAGGGAUCCACUCACUUCUCACCUCAAGGAAACAAGCAAACGUGGGGUUUUGCUGCAGCACAGCCAGCGCUGGAAGCCACACAGUCUCUCCAGCUUUAGAAACGUUCAGACCGUCGUGGACCGUCCCUGCUUAAAAGUGCAGCCCGGGGGCUUCCCUGGUGGCACAGUGGCUGGGAGUCCGCCUGUCGAUGCGGGGGAUACGGGCUCGUGCCCCGGUCCGGGAAGAUCCCACAUGCCGUGGAGCGGCUGGGCCCGUGAGCCAUGGCCGCUGAGCCUGCGCGUCCAGAGCCUGUGCUCCGCAGCGGGAGAGGCCGCAGCGGUGAGAGGCCCGCGUACUGCAAAAAAAAAACCAAAAAAAGUGCAGCCCAGGACACUUAAGGACCACAGCUGGGUGCAAUGCUCAGGAAAAGCUGGCCCUGCGCACGCGCCUGAGCCGCGAGGCCCACCUGCCCCGCCCCGCCUGCCCACAGCCCAUCUGCACGCCCGUUGUAGCCAAGGGCCCUGCGGGCGUCCAGCUGAUGCAUCUGCCCCUGCGUCCGGGGCAGCCCCUCCCAGUGCCGGCAGGGACGUGUCCGUCUCUCUGGUUCUAGCAUCCAGCCGUGCCGGACAACGCGGGCACCGACAGAUCUCUGCAUGCAGCCUGCCCCCCAGCUCCUGCCCACCUGCCCCAAGGGGGCCCUCCUCACCAGCUCUUGUCCACACAGCACAGGGCGGCCAGAGGGGCCUUCGGGGGGAACCGCCAGCCGAGCCCUUCCCUCUCCCCUGCACCUGCUCGUGGCCUUAGCCAUGUCCACUGCCCUGUAUCUUCCUGCCCACUCUCCCUGCGUGCCCCUGCUUAAUGUCCUCUGCUGCUGCUCUGUUGUCACACGUCGGGCCUCACCCCGUCCACACCGGGUCCCGUCGAGUCACGGCACCGGAAGUCUGCGCCUGCGUCUGUGGCCCUCCCAGGAGGCCAGGGAAGCUGUCAGGACUCGGGCAUGAUCCAGCCGGUCCAUUCACACGCCCGCUGGCAGCCCCCUGCUCCCGGAGCUGAGCUUCCUAGAUCUUCCGAGCUGGGGCCAGAGCGGGGCUGGCAGCGCCCCGUCGCCUCCUUUUAGGGUCAGGGGCCCAGGACCCCCUGCCCUGCUUCCCAGCUGCCCUUACCUUGGUCCUUUCUGUGAGGUCCCCUGUGGCCGUGUCCUCCAGGCCACCGCAGGCAGCAGGAGGGGAACGGAGGCCAGGCCAGCCUCAGGAAACUGAGUUCCGGAUGGCCACGUGUCCGGCUGGGACCAGGGCUCAGUCAUCGUAGAAGGGGCGAGCCGGGGGCCGUUAGCAGUCUCCCCGGGGCUGCAGUUCCCUGCCCUGCGUCCCACGCUCAGAGCCCGCUCCACCCCGCUUACCGCGUCAGCCACGGGCCAGCGGCUGCCUCAGCUCACAUGUGGCCCCUUGUGGUCCAGCAGCCUCUGUCGCCCCGGGGGACCCAGGGUGAGCACUGGAAGCUCGGUCCAGAGGGGGGCCCGCAGACACAUCACCACGGGUUCCCAGCGGACUCUGUUUCACUGAAUUUGAGACGUUAUCGAUUAUAACGUCCCGUUAGGGAGGAGUAAACCUCGUUCCCAAGUACGGCAGGAUUUGGAUUACAUGAUGCGUUGGAACGGGGUGGGCCCGCUCCGCAGACCCUGCCUUUGGGCCCAGAAAUGGCAGACCAUGCGUCCCUGGCCUUGGCCAGACUGCAUCGCGCUGCGACCGGGCUCACGGUCCUGGGCUGUGGCCCCGCCCUCCUCGACCCGCGCUCCCCGCCCCCACCCCCCAGGAGCGAGGUGCGUCACACGUUGGUGGGCCCGGCCCUGGCAGAGCUCAUGGACUUAAGCUGGCAGGGGCUUAUCCGACGCUCCGAGCGCAUUGCGGCCUUGCGCCCGCUCCUGUUCUAGGAACGGUGUGUCAAAGUGGCCGCUGGCUUCUCAUCCUAUCGGCGGGGUCUGGAGGUCUCGGGUGCGCCGGGUCCUCCCAGCGGCCGGUGUUUGUCGUCUGUCGUAGCGCCUGGUGCCCAAGGAGAAGGCAGCCCCCGCCCACCCCCCUGCGUCAGGCAGGCAGAGCUCCGUCCCCUGUGUCGACCGGGGCAGGGACCUUCGGUGUGCUUCGCGCGUUUGCUGAUCCGUCACAUUCGGGUCACUGCAGGCUGCUCACAUGGGGAUCGGGCACCUUCCCCUGAGAGGGCCUGCCACGCGCACCGGAGGGAAGGCCGCUCGGGUGGGAGCCUGCUGGAGCCCUGGGACUUGCCUAGCGGGGGCCGCACUUGGGGGGAGUGCCCGCGUGGCUUCUCCCGCAGCGGCACCGGCUCACGUGCCCCCUUCA
Molecule: messenger RNA, 3015 nt
Organism: Lagenorhynchus albirostris (white-beaked dolphin)
Lineage: Eukaryota; Metazoa; Chordata; Mammalia; Artiodactyla; Delphinidae
Product: collagen alpha-1(I) chain-like
Exons: 3
Coding region: 530-1465 (311 amino acids)
Source: RefSeq, a predicted model, not a curated record